AAUUAUCCCUAAAAUAUUUCCACCACACAAGGUACAGUAUUCCCCUCCUAGUUCUUAUAAAUAGGGAUGCAACUCAAUGCACAUAUCGCUAGAUAUCAACAAAUAUAACACGUCAUUUGCAUUCUGAGUGAGAUUGUGAUCAAAUGGCAUCUUCAAAAAAUUUGCUCUUUCUUUUUGUUGUUCUCUUUGCACUUGCACUCCAAAUCCCCUCUGAUGUUACAGCUGCAGAUCAGGCGAGCGUGAAGACCACUGGUGAGGCUCAUCAGGAUAAGAUAAGUGAAGAUCGUUGCAGAUAUCGUUGCUGCAGCUGGUACCAUGGACAAUGCCAAAGAUGCUGUGCAUCUCCUGAGGAGACCCCUGAAGCUACAUCUGGAGAUAAGGCUGCCGUAAAUGCAGAUCGUUGCAGAUAUCGUUGCUGCAGCUGGUACCAUGGACAAUGCCAAAGAUGCUGUGCAUCCGCGGAGGAGACCCCUGACGCUAUAUCUGCAGAUCGUUGCAGAUAUCGUUGCUGCAGCUGGUACCAUGGACAAUGCCAAAGAUGCUGUGCAUCCGCUGAGGAGACCCCUGAAGCUAUAUCUGCAGAUCGUUGCAGAUAUCGUUGCUGCAGAUGGUACCAUGGACAAUGCCAAAGAUGCUGCGCAACCGCUGAGGAGACCCCUGAAGCUACAUCUGGAGAUGAGGUCAAAAAUUAAUGCUAAAUAAAUAAGGGUGUGACACAGGAUCCGUGACACCUAUAUUAUUACCUUAAUAUGUAAUGUUGUGUUUGCUUUUGAUGGUUGAUUUCCUCUAUGUGUAAAAGACUUAUGUGGCUUCUCUUUGAACUGGUGUAGAAUAAACAGGGGAAGCAUGUAAUGAGUACUCAGUUCGAGUGCUCUUCUUAUGUUGUUGUCAUGUUGAAUAAAUAAAUCCACUUGAUCAUCAACACAAUUGAUGAUCUCUAUCUCAGUUACAUCGUAAA
Messenger RNA from Coffea arabica (coffee), 958 nucleotides. NCBI's taxonomy places the organism in Eukaryota, Viridiplantae, Streptophyta, Magnoliopsida, Gentianales, Rubiaceae. The record is from RefSeq and is a predicted model, not a curated record.